CCUUUGUUGCAAACAGAAGAAGUAAAAUGGUCAUUUUGAAAUUCUAGCGCCUUAUCGUUGUGUAUUUGAAUGUUGUAUAUUAUUAAAGUUGGUAGAUCUAAUGUUUAUAGUGAAAUAGACGAAAAUCGUUCUGCCUAUAGAAGCAUGUGGUCGGCUAAUUUGGAGAGAUGUAGACAGAAAAGGAGUGAUAAAGAUGCUGAUGAAAAGUUUGCUAGAUGUCACACAUGUGGGCGUGACUUCACGUGUCCCUGCACAUCUCCACCUCCAGACGAAUUAUCUACAAAUCAACUUGAUAAUCCAUACACAGACCAUUCUACAACAGAAGUUGAUACUCACCAAGCAAGAGUUGUUCAUCAGGAUGAUAAAACCACCACUAAUGACAUUAAAAAGAGAUUUAUUGGUUGUAUUGAGCCACUGCCUUUAAUGAUUUUACUGUAUUCAAAGGAAAUCAUCACAGAAACAGAAAUGGAGAUAGUUCGAACAAGGAUGAAUCUUAGGGGUAGAACGGCUGCAGCAGGUCAUCUAUGGGACAUAUUGUCCCAGAAAGGAGGAGAAGAUACAGGCUUGAAAUGGGUUUCACCUUUAAUUGAAUGUUUACACCAUAACAAUAUAAAAUUAGGUAAACUGGCUGAAUAUAUCCAGUCAAAAUACAAAGAAUCAGCGCCAAUAGAGGAAAUAAUAUAUCACCACAGAAGGGUAAUCCCAGAAGUGGAAAGUAGACAGGAUUAUCUACAAGCCGAAGCGGAAACCUAUCUUCAUGUGACAGCUUCAGAAAACUUUGUUAAAACACGUGCUUGCCAAGAAGGGGAGCGGAUAUUCAGUACACAUUUUGUUCUGGGUAUUAUUGGAGCUGUCGGCGACGGCAAGACGAUAAUGUCACGGAUGGUAGCCAACAACUUCUGGCAAGAAAACAAAGACUUUAUUCCUCUCGUAAUUAAAUCACCUAAUGAUAUGUACUCCUUUUCAUGUUCAGAGAACAACAAAUACUUAUUGAUAGCGGAUGAUUUGUUUGGUAUCUGGACACGAACAAUGAAACAACAAAUACAAGAGUGACAACAAAACACAUACUUAUGGAAAACAGCUACUAGUGUAUUUAAGGCGACGUUUCGUAGAGUAUUCUCUCAACGUUAUCAAGCUAAUACAGUAAAACAGGUAUGAGGCAAAUAUAUAUAGACAAAAUACAACAACAUAACCGAAACCAUACAUAGCAACAACAUGAUCAAAGGCCUACAUCAACACUUAUUGGGGGCUUGAGACGCAGACCUUUGGGGAUGAUGUUGCUGUCUCUGCAUCGCAUCAGAAAAGUAAGAUUGCACUUGGACUUAACAUAUUUACCUCCUAAUCUAUUAACUGUAUUGUCUAUAUAUAUUUGCCUCAUACCUGUUUUACUGUAUUAGCUUGAUAACGUUGAGAGAAUACUCUACGAAACGUCACCUUAAAUACACUAGUAGCUGUUUUCCAUAAGUAUGUGUUUUGUUGUCACUCUAUCCAGUUACUAAAUGCCAUUUAAAGAACACAACAAAUACAAGAUUGACCAAAACAUUUCGAAUUUGUUUACCUGAAAUGGCCAUUUCAGACAUAGUCUACAUCCGAAGGUCGCCCAGGCAAAAUUGUCCUUGUAGCACACUGUAUGAUGUAUUCUCGUCUUCAUUAGUUUGUACUGUAGCACACUGUAUUACUGUAUUACAUCAUCAGCUAUUAUUGUCAUAUUGUCAGUGUAGGCUAUGUAUUGUAGUACACUGUAUGACAUCAUCAGCUAUUAUUGUCAUAUUGUCAGUGUAGGCUAUGUAUUGUAGUACACUGUAUGACAUCAUCAGCUAUUAUUGUCAUAUUGUCAGUGUAGGCUAUGUAUUGUAGUACACUGUAUGACAUCAUCAGCUAUUAUUGUCAUAUUGUCAGUGUAGGCUAUGUAUUGUAGUACACUGUAUUACAUCAUCAGCUAUUAUUGUCAUAUUGUCAGUGUUUGUAUUGUACUACUUUUUGUAGCACACUGUAUUACUGUAUUACAUCAUCAGCUAUUAUUGUUAUAUUGUCAGUGUUUGUAUUGUGAUCGUAUCAUGUAUAUUUCACCUGUUUUACUCAUCUACUCAAUGAACACCAGUGAUCAAUUAACAUUUCUGACUUCAGAACCAUUUUGUGCUAAAUUAAUUAUCUCCCUUGGAUUGUGUAUCAGGUGGCUUAUAAAAGAAACGAUAAUAUAUUUGUACAUUGAGUGUUUUAAAGAUAAAAUUAACACUAUUUGCGUGGUGGACCUGAAAUUAAGAGUGAAGUUGUCAAAUAUCCAUAUUGUACUACAUGUAAAAUAUUAAUAAAAUAGGUAAAAUACUUUGUAGAUUAUUCCACUUUAAAUAGUGUACAGUUUUUUUUUCUGGGUCACCCGAUAUAUAUAUUUUUAUAUUGACUGUUUUAAGAUAAAAUUAAUAUUUCUUUCAUAUUUUUAUAGCUUAGAGGUGAUAGGAACGCUGUGUUAUAUAUUUUUAUAUCGAGUU
Patella vulgata (common limpet) is the source of this 2489-nucleotide messenger RNA. RefSeq lists its product as uncharacterized. The transcript has 9 exons. The coding region runs from base 70 to 1053 and encodes 327 amino acids. NCBI's taxonomy places the organism in Eukaryota, Metazoa, Mollusca, Gastropoda, Patellidae. The record is from RefSeq and is a predicted model, not a curated record.